Molecule: messenger RNA, 2436 nt
Organism: Elgaria multicarinata webbii
Lineage: Eukaryota; Metazoa; Chordata; Lepidosauria; Squamata; Anguidae
Gene: RND2
Product: Rho family GTPase 2
Exons: 5
Coding region: 41-724 (227 amino acids)
Biological process (GO): small GTPase-mediated signal transduction
Cellular component (GO): cytosol
Molecular function (GO): GTP binding; protein kinase binding; GTPase activity
Source: RefSeq, a predicted model, not a curated record
AGCGCGUCGGGGCCGCCGCUCAGUCUGCCGCGAGGGCGUCAUGGAGAGCCAGCUGGCGCGCUGCAAGAUCGUGGUGGUCGGGGACAGCCAGUGCGGCAAGACGGCGCUGCUGCACGUCUUCGCCAAGGACGCCUUCCCCGAGAACUAUGUCCCCACAGUAUUUGAGAACUACACCGCCAGUUUUGAGAUUGACAAGCAGCGCAUUGAACUUAACAUGUGGGACACUUCAGGCUCAACAUACUAUGACAACGUGCGCCCCCUUGCCUAUCCUGAUUCAGAUGCUGUUCUCAUCUGUUUCGACAUUAGCCGCCCUGAAACCCUGGACAGUGUCCUUAAAAAGUGGCAGGGAGAGACACAGGAGUUCUGCCCUGGUGCCAAGGUGGUACUAGUGGGUUGCAAACUGGAUAUGCGCACUGACCUGAACACUUUGCGGGAACUCUCCAAACAGCGCCUUAUCCCCGUCACACACGAGCAGGGCAGCAUUCUUGCCCGGCAGUUGGGUGCCGUGGCAUACGUGGAGUGUUCUUCCAAGGUCUCUGAGAACAGCGUGCGGGAUGUUUUCCAUGUGACCACACUGGCGUCCAUCAACCACGUUCACAAACACCUCAAGCGCAGCAACUCAAAGCGAGGGCUGAAACGGAUUGCGCAGGUGCCUGGACGGACGGACUUGUUGACUGACUCUGAGAUCCGCAAAGACCGGGCCAAGAGCUGCUCGGUGAUGUGAGAGAGAAGACCCCAGAGGGGCUGAAGUAUAGCACUGCCUGUCUUGUUCAUAUCUCUUUGUGUACAGUAACUGGUGAUUGGGAGGUUUCUGAACUGUGGGCCACAUUCCCCAGGAUGUAGGUCUGAAAAAACUGAGCCCUCCGUGGAAACGAGUGGGCUGGCAGAGAGGAAUCUGCCUGAAGUUGCAAAUGCUAUGCAUACAGUGAAAACUUCUGAAUGGGCCAGUGUUGCACAGGACGCAGAAAUGCUCAGGUAGCAGGAAACCUCCAAAGAAAGGAGCCCAUCCCUUUGUGUAACGCAGAUGGGGGGAAAUACUUCAAAUCCUCUUAGGAGUCAUUGUUGUGGAGCUGGUUUCAAAUGUGUAGGCGUCCAGGCAGCCAGGUGUCUGGUAUUUUUGCAGCCAUGGUGUGUGACAGUCAGACCAUGCACGUCGCAUGUGCGUCUUUGUGAAAUGUGCACAUAGGUGAGAUGUGAGGCUGGUGCUCAUGCUUGAUGCCAGUCAUGAAAUUAAAGAGUUGUGGAAGGGUUCAAGGAGUGAUCAUUUGAGAAAAACUGUUUGGCAGAAUGGGAGGAUGAUAUUGAGCAGCUGGAAAAGUUGAAGGGUUUUGUAGGGGAAUUGUAAACAGAAAUGCACUUAAGACCCUGAGGUGUUUGGAUAGGGCCAUUGUAAACACUGCAGUUGAGACAUGCCAGGUAGAUGGGUGCCAUGGAAGAGAUUCACCUCUUUUUGUACCCCCACUCCAAGGCUGUUCUCCCAUUUAUGCUCUGUUGCCUUAAGUUUUGUUGCUUGGCACCCAUGUGUGUCUUGUUUGUUUCCUUUGAAGCAAAAGAGACCCAAAUUCCCUGUUUCACCUACUUAUUCUUAUGGGAGUAGGGUAGUUUCCCCCAGACACACUUUGAUUCACCUUCACCCCUCUAAAAUACAAAGGAAGGUUGCAGAAGUACAGAGUAGCUGUGAUUUUGACCUAAAAAGGGAAGAAAAGGAUAGUUUCACUUCCAGCGCCCCACAGGUAGUAAAUUAACUAUGCAAUUGCAAAUCAGUAAGGUUUUGCAAUUUAUUGCUGUUUUGUUUUUCAAUCUACAGUACUAUUUUUGUUUAUUUUGUGCCAAAGAAAAUUCACUUUAAAGUGUGGAAAGGAGAUAAUUUUUCCUCAUACACAUCUGCAUCUGAAGUUUCCUCUCCACCAGUAUCUGGGCAUCAGGAACCAGGGCCCAGUUAUCAGCGAGUAUGGAAUUGCAGCUAUGUAAAUUUCUCUUAAAAUGGCUUUGAGAAAAGGGUUUGAUGGGCAAUUGCACAACAUAUUGUGCAUGUGUCUCAAAGGCCAUGGAGUAACAAGUCAUAUUAGUGUUCAUUAAACACCCUAGCAGACAAGUUGUGAUUUCUGAACUGGAAUCCUCCAUCUCUGAGCUGCCUUUGAUAAUGAGGGUAAUGCAUUCUACCUAUGCUCAUUUCUAUUUCAGUUGUUCCAGGGCCAAGGGCUUGAAUUAAGAAGAGAUUAUGAAGUGCAGACUGGCUUCCUAUUAAGCUCUGAGAAAAUUAAUAGGAGCAAGGAGACCUUGCUGAUGGAGGCCAUCAGGUUGGGCAAAGGAUGAUGUCUUGUGUGAUUAUCUUAAUGGGUGAAUGAACAGUAGAGUUGAAAGGGGCCUAUAAGGCCAUCAAGUCCAACCCCCUGCUCAAUGCAGGAAUCCACCCUAAAGCAUCCCUGACAGAUG